Molecule: messenger RNA, 2175 nt
Organism: Owenia fusiformis
Lineage: Eukaryota; Metazoa; Annelida; Polychaeta; Sabellida; Oweniidae
Source: the annotation of a GenBank genome assembly
AUUAGCGGCAAUAUUAAUCGAUUAAGAUAGGACUGCAUCAAAAUUAAAAAGUUAUCAUAUUACAUUUCUGAUUCAUCAUGAGUUCAUCAUGACUUACUGACUACUGGUUAAUUUAAACGUUGUCGAUAAUGCGAAGUUGAAAAGGUAAGGUGAUUUAAAUGCAAGGUAACAUUGUUUUUAUAUUAAGCUUUGGUAGUAAUUCAUCGCACUUUUUCAUUUUUGCAUAUAAAUGUUUCUAAUUUGUUAUAUUAUAUCGUCUGAAACUCAAUAAAACACUUUUCAUCUAAACAAUGAAAUGAUAAAUAUUCCACUUUUAAAAUACAUUUGCAACAUAUUUAAACACAGAGGAUUUAGCAAUUAGAAAAAGAGUGAUCUCAAUACAGGUCUUUACUAUAGAAAGAUUUAAGAUGGGGAUCAAUGCGCUAUGUGCUGUCGUAAUCUUAACAAUUAUACAAAUUUUGGACAGAUCUGAAGCUGGUAAUUGUCCUAACUUACAACAAAAACUUAAAGCAGCACAAGCUGAACUGGAACGAUUAAAGAACACGGGGCAAUGUCAAUGUAACUGUGAAGGCCUUAUCCCAGGGCCUGCAGGAGCACAAGGAGAACCAGGGCCUGCAGGAGCACCAGGGCCUGCAGGAGCAUCAGGACCUGCGGGAACACAAGGGGAACCAGGGCCUGCAGGAGCAUCAGGACCUGCAGGAGCACAAGGAGAACAAGGGCCUGCAGGAGCCCCAGGACCUGCGGGAACACAAGGGGAACCAGGGCCUGCAGGAGCACCAGGACCUGCAGGAGCACAAGGAGAACAAGGGCCUGCGGGAGUAAAAGGAGAAAAAGGGCUUGCAGGAGCACAAGGGCCUCCUGGUCCAGCUGGGCCACCAGGUGUUGGUUUACAUCGUCCAAUGGACUGCCCAGAAGGGUUCACGAAAAAUGAACAGUUAAAAUCGUGUUAUAAGUUUAUUACAGACACAAAGUUGAAUUGGUUUGAUGCCCUCAGUUUCUGCCAAUCUCUACAGGCAAACCUUGUUGCUAUAGACACUGAAGAGGAACAAGCAUAUCUUGCUGACAAAAUCACAAAUGGUGCUAAACCCAAAGAAUGGUUUUGGACUGGUGGCAAUGAGCUUUGUGGUACGUGGAAGUGGGUAGGGGGGCCAAGCUGGACAACCAAAAACGUCUCUCUAUAUCUGAACUGGGACAGUACACAGCCGCAAGAUAAUGAUGAGAGGUGCCUAGGUCUGUUGCAUUAUUCUGCUUACAAAUGGUAUGACACUAACUGCGAAACAAGAGCCGCCAACUUUAUUUGUGAGAUAAACUUGUCAUAAACUUUUUUAUUGAAUUUUUUAAAUCUUCAGACAUUUGAUGUUUCUAAUCCAGAUUGUAUUUACUGACAAUGGAUUCAAUAUUCUACAUACCAAAUUUAUCUUUUCUGUUAGAACUACAGUAUCUUCCAGAGGAUGAAUAUAUGUAUGGUAAAUGAAUAUGGUUGCAACUAUUCCCUUAAAUGCCCACCUGGCAAACUUAUAACAAUACAGGCCAUCUGCUCUCUUAAAAUCAUAUCAAUUGACAAAAUCUAUUUGCAUGCGACAAAGGGUCAUAAGACUAUAAAGCUGGUGAAAUUUUUAUGUUGAAAAAACCACUUAUGAUUUAUCAGGGUACGAACAAAAGAUUUCAUAAAAUGUGACUGUCAUUUUAAAAGCAGGUGCCAUUUUGAAUAAAGUGGUGUACUAUGUACAUUUAAACAUAAAAUUUACCAAACACGAACAUUAUUAGUCCAGGGAUAUACUAGAUACUGAUUUAUUAUGUAUAUAGAGACCAAUCUUGAAGACUUGACUAUUUUUCACUCAAACUUCAUUCAAUUUGAAAACAAAGAUGGCACUGCAUACCUCUUUCCCAGGGUACUCCUUGAUGACCUUUCGCAGUUCUUGUUUGUUGAAUGCCAGCUGGUAGCCUACCUCCUCUGCCUUGACACCUGCUGCCACACGAUUCUCUAUACCAUCAAAGAAUAACUGAAAGACAAUGUCCACCAAUAAUGUGACAUAACAAUAACAUGGUAACAAUAUGACAAGUUCUUAAUUGAAACUUACUAAGUCAACUUUUCAAAUUUCAGUUUUGAACUAUAAACAGCAAUUUUUUCAAGCUUGGAUAUUAAGGAAAAUUCGAUGGAGCAAGAUACAGAUC